AUGAUCUCUUCUUUUCCACUCUUGCCAUUUAGUAUGAUGAAGGAAUCAUCAGCUCCAAAAGCAAUCAACAUCAUAAGACCUUCAAAUCAGACUACUAAUGUCAACAACCAUCCUCCUCAAUUCGUUUCAAAGCCCUCGAAAAUCAUCGCUUCAUCGAAAAUCCAUCAGAGAUCAUCGACAUUCAGUCUAUACGACCCAAAGCAGCAUACGGCUACUGUUCAACCUCUUAAAAAGCCAAUGAUAGAACUGUAUAAGCCAGGCAAAUAUCAGCUGAAAAUGCUCACUCGACCUCACAUCUUACAAAAGUCCGAGCAAAUGUCAAAUCCAACACCACCACUACCUGCAUUGCCAAUGCCUAUAACCGACAUUGUAGAUCAGAAACAAGAAGAUUUGAGUGUACCAAGUGACAAUGAAGGUGCUGAAGAUCAAGCAGAGGUGACCCAAGAAGAAGAAGAAGAACAAGAAGAACAAGAACAAGAACAAGAACAAGAGAGAAAAGAGGAAGAAGCAAAACAGCAAAGCACCAACAAUGACAGCCUGCCUGAAGCUCGCAUCCAUCGAAAGAUCGCAGAUUUAGAAAUUUCAAACAAAUCGUUGCUCACAAUAAAUGGAAUGCUGGAAUUAACUGUUCGGCAUCAAGCAAAGCAGGUUGCUUCGUUUAAGAAACGAAUAAUGACAAUUCCAGAUGCCGAAGAGCAGCAAGAGCAGCAGCGCAGAGAAGAGAUCAUACGGCAAGCAGAAAAUGAAGAGGAUUGGGAAAACGACGAGCAAUUCAAUCGAUUGAAGCGCAUGACAGAAAUGUUGAUUGAACAGGCUCAGAAUGCGCUUACAUUUCAAGCGCAGGCGACUGGUGGACGAGUGAUCACAACAGGCCAUCAUCACCGCCGUCGAUCCAGCAGCACUCGAAGACAUAAAAGCACACGUAGUAGCAAUAAUGAAACACAACAACAGUGA
This is a messenger RNA of Mucor velutinosus, 954 nucleotides long. RefSeq lists its product as uncharacterized. Bases 1 to 954 code for a protein of 317 amino acids. The record is from RefSeq and is a predicted model, not a curated record. The transcript is spliced from 4 exons. NCBI's taxonomy places the organism in Eukaryota, Fungi, Mucoromycota, Mucoromycetes, Mucorales, Mucoraceae.